This is a messenger RNA of Prionailurus viverrinus (fishing cat), 1196 nucleotides long. RefSeq names its product INO80 complex subunit E (gene INO80E). Lineage: Eukaryota; Metazoa; Chordata; Mammalia; Carnivora; Felidae. Gene Ontology annotation, biological process: chromatin remodeling. The coding region runs from base 57 to 815 and encodes 252 amino acids. The transcript has 7 exons. The record is from RefSeq and is a predicted model, not a curated record. Gene Ontology annotation, cellular component: nucleus; Ino80 complex.
GGCUCCGGGUAGCGGGACGCCCGACUCCUGCUGGGGCACUGCUCCCGGGGCAGGUCAUGAACGGGCCGGCGGACGGCGAAGUGGACUACAAGAAGAAGUACCGGAACCUGAAGCGGAAGCUCAAGUUCCUCAUCUACGAACACGAGUGCUUCCAGGAGGAACUGAGGAAGGCGCAGAGGAAGUUGCUGAAGGUGUCCCGGGAUAAGAGUUUCCUCCUAGACCGACUUCUGCAGUACGAGAACGUGGAUGAAGAUUCUUCUGACUCAGAUGCCACUGCAUCUUCAGAUAACAGCGAGACAGAGGGAACACCCAAGUUGUCGGACACGCCAGCCCCCAAGAGCCCCCUCCCCUGUCCUUUCUCCAGGAAGAGAAGCCCUCCACUGGGGGGUGUCCCCUCCCCCUCCAGCCUCUCCCUGCCUCCUUCAACAGGGUUUCCCCUUCAGGCCUCGGGGGCCCCCUCCCCAUACCUGAGCUCGCUGGCUUCCCCCACCUACCCCCCAUUCCCUUCCGACUACCUGGCCCUGCAGCUGCCCGAGCCCAGCCCCCUGAGGCCCAAGCGGGAGAAACGGCCCCGCCUGCCCCGGAAACUCAAGAUGGCCGUGGGACCCCCUGACUGCCCUGUGGGAGGGCCGCUGACUUUCCCAGGCCGGGGUUCUGGGGCUGGGGUGGGGGCAGCCCUGGCCCCACUGCCGCCCCCCAAGAUGCCUCCCCCCACGAUCCUCAGCGCCGUCCCUCGGCAGAUGUUCAGCGACGCGGGCAGCGGGGACGAUGCCCUGGACGGGGAUGAUGACCUGGUGAUUGACAUCCCGGAGUGACACCCCCACCCCCACCCCCGGCCAAGCCCUUGCCCCGUGCCCAAUGCCAGCACACACGAGCCCCCGGCUUCCGCAGAGACGUUUAUUGACGCCCAGUUGCCAUGCUGCGGCCACUGACACAAUCAGAAAAGGCGUAAACAUGCACGAACGUCCCCUGGAAGGUGGGUCCCCACUGGGGAGGGCACAGGCCCUGCCCUCACAUCCCAGCCCCAUCCAGGGGACAGUUAUUUAAAUGAGUGGCCAGGAGCACUGCCACCUCUCCGAGAGGCAGAGACCUUGCGGUGGCCCCCCACUUAAAAGGGCAGCUGUACAGGGCUAGGUUGGUUGGUUGGUUGGUUGGUUUUUAACGAAGAUUCUGUAUUAAAGGAGUGGCUCUUUUUU